This is a messenger RNA of Vitrella brassicaformis, 3883 nucleotides long. Lineage: Eukaryota; Vitrellaceae. The record is from the annotation of a GenBank genome assembly.
CGAACGUCCUCCAAUCGGGAGAUAUGAACGAUGAGAUUGGCGACUUCAGGACUGGCAAUGGUGAGUCAAUAUGAGAGGCAGCCAGACACACACGGCGCCCGCCGAUGAGCACGGAGACCACAUCUGUGCACAAUCGCACGGCUCUUACACUGGUUGGUGUUCCCUCCUGUGUGUGUCGAUGCGAUGUGUGUGUCAGGGCCGGUCCUCACUCGCACGCCGCAGGACGCUCUCUGCUCCCCGGAGCAUAUGCUCCCGCGGCACUCGUUCGUCCCGCCACCCUACGCACACCCCUUCUCCACUCCCACCCCUGCCCCUCCUCCAUUCGGCUAUCACCCGAUGGCCUCACCACCACCACCAGCGCCGAAGCCGCCCAUAGAAGUCAUUGACAGGUGCGCACACGACGAGCGCACAGACCGCAUGAGCAGCUGGGCAAGAGUGUGUGUUGUGUUGUGUUGUGUUGUGGAUGUGUGUGCAGUGGUCCUCCGUGGACGGCCGAGGACGACGAGUCGUUGCUCAAGUAUGCGCGCGAGAGCAGCGGCCGCAGCUGGAAGCACAUCGCCAGGCAGUUCUCCAGCCCAACGCGCACCGAGGCCGAGUGCAUGAGCCGCUGGAAGACUAUCAUCAAACCUGGCGCUAAGGUAUCGUACCCUAGCCCCGCCACACACAUCCAACACUCACGCCCACAUCCCUCCUCCCCUCCCUCCUCUGCUGUGUGUUGUGUGUCAGGGGCCCUGGACACCUGAGGAGGAUGAGUUUCUGUAUGGGCUGGUGCUCGAGUACGGUCCGUCGCGAUGGACGGAUGUGGCUCGCGAGGUCAACCUGCACAUCCACGCCAAGGAGGGCGGCGGGAGGGGGGAGGCCUGGCACGUCCGGACGGGCAAGCAGUGCCGCGAGAGGUGGUGCAACCACCUCGACCCCACCAUCAGACGGUGCGUGAUGCGACAUGGCAGGUGGUGUGAUCGUGUCUGUGAUCGUGCGUGCGUGUGUGUGUGUGUGGUUGGUUGGUUCAGGGGGGCAUGGUCGGCAGAGGAGGAUGCCAUUAUCAUCCAGCGGCAGAACGCCAUCGGCAACAAGUGGGCUGAAAUCGCCAAGGCGCUCAACGGUACGGUACACAAACCAAACCCGCUCCCAUGCACCACACACACGGACCCAUUAAUGCAUCUUUCCCCGUCUCUCUCUCUCGUGUGUCAGGUCGCACCGAGAACUCGGUCAAGAACCGGUUCAACUCGCUGAUGCGCAAGAACAUGCGGGCCAUCUACGCCUCCGACGGCUCCGUCACCCUCGUCCCCCCAAACCCCGCUGCAGCCGCCGGCGGAUCGGUCACCGCACAAAAGACACAGCCGUUGUCGGGGGGUGGCCCACUGGACAACGGCAAGGGGGGCGAGGCGGUGGUCCACAGCACCACCAACACGCCACCGUCGCCAUGGGCGGUAUCGGACAGCAGCAUGGGCAUCGGCGGGAGAGAUCGUGGGGGAGAUGAUGGGCAUGGGUGUGAGUGUGGGGAUGAGGGGGACAACGAGAGUGGAGACGAGGACAUGGUCGAUGGCGACGGCGAUGGGGAGAGCGACGAGGGGGACGAUGAGGAUCAUGCGACCAGUGGCGACCAGAUGGGGCUGUCGGAAGGUACGCGUGUGUGCAUUUCUAUGUGGGAGGACAGACACACAGACACACAGACACACACACACACACACAUCUUGACCAUCUCUCUCUGUCUCUCUCUCUCUCCCUCAGUUGACUACUUCAGUCGUCUUCCGCCGUACCAGCAGCAGGGGCGGCACGGGGGAGGGUUAAUCGGUGGCAACAAGGCCGUACUGCCUGUCCACACCAGCAGCACCGGCAGCAGCAGGAAGGCCCAGCCCCUGUUCACCUUCGACAUCCCCCCUGGCGCACUGCCCGUCCCAUGCAGCAGCGAAGACCCCUUCAUCGUCUCGCCAUACGCACACGUGAGUUCCUCCUUGUCGGCCACCCAUCCCUCCCUCCAGCCAUCCAUCCAUUGUGUGUCUGUGUGUGUGUGUGUGUGUGUGUGUGUGUCAGUCAAGUCUUUUCGGUGACCUGCCCACGAUGCCCCUCAACGGGACCGGCAGCGGCAGCAUCGUCGUGGCCGCCCCACGCCCCUCAUCCCAGGCCAACGGCAAGAGCGGCAAACUGUCGCCGCCCAAACCGCUCACCAACGGCCACAGCAGCAGCAGCCACAACGGGAAUGGCCACCACAACGGCAACGGGGAUGACUCAGUGUAUCAGCAGAGCACUACGGUGGGCGGCGGCAACUCCAACAACGGCACCAAUGGCUCGGGGUCAGGCGACUCGGACAAGAGCAAUGGCAACGGCUCCGAGGGCAGCGACUCGGGCGGUGGCGGGAGCGGCAGCAAUAGCAAGAAUGGGGCCAAGGGCGCCGGUGGCGGUGGUGGUGGCAAGAACGGACACGGCACGACCACCAGCAAUGGCCACUCAUCUGCGUCGAAAGGUGGCCACUCCAGCCACAGCCGCACCAUCAAGAGCUCCGACACCGGCUCGCGCAGCGACCCCACUCCCCACACCCACGCCCACAGCUCCCCAGUCAUGCCGCCGCGAUGGAGCCCCCCGGCCUCCCGCGAGCAUCGCCCAUCUGGUGGCCAGACGGGAAUGAUAUCAGGGUCCAAGAGCGAGCCUGGUGUGUGUGUGGCGGGGGGCCCGUCCACCGAUGAGGAAGACAUGCAAGACGAUCGGUGAGCGACCGAGCGACAGAGAGAGAGAGAGAGAGGCCACCCCGACGAAUGGAUGGAUGGAUGGAUGUCUCUCUCCGUCUGUGUGUGUGUGUGUGCAGUUCUGCGUAUUCUGGCUCUGCGGUGUAUCGCGUUCACUACUACAAGCGCCGCCGAGCGUCCCCUGCCCACGGCCACAUCCCAGGGCCCCUCCCUUCCCCUCUGGCCGGCCUUCGAGGCCUCAAGCAGCGCAUCAGAGACCUCAAGCAGCCACAGGGGCCAGAGGAGCUCAGCCUGGCCACGCACUUGUCGCAUAUUCGGCAGAGGUACCAGCGACUCGUGUCUGAUAUUGACGAGGAGGGCGAUGAGGAUGCGGCGGCGGAUGUGGUCAUGGCUGGUGGUGACAUGGGGGCGUUACCGCCGUUGUUUCAGGACGUUCCCGGCCACAGCGGUCCGCACGGCAGCCGUCCGUCCAACCUCCCUUUGUCCAUGUACGCCGGGCUCCCGGUGACGCCGCUCCCAAUCGACACACACCCCAAUGGCACUAACGGCAAGGAGAGUGGGUACGGCAGCAUGUAUCCCCGACCGGGUCAGGCCUACCCCCAAGGCAGCCCCCACCUCCGCAGCCACCCCUACUACCUCCCUCUUGGUCACCCACAGCCCCUCCCCCAUCAUGCCCACUACCAUCACCCGAUCGCCCACCCCCACUCGCAGACCCACAACUACCUGCAUUCACACCCACUCGCCCCCCUGGCUGCACACGCCAUGGAGCCGCCACCGCCCUCGGACUCUUCGGGUGGCGGUAAGGGCGGCCACCUGCUGGACGGGGAGAGCGAGGCGCUGCGGAGUCUGCAGGCCAUGCAGAUUGUGCGGACGGAGGGGAGGAUCCAGGGGCCGUCGCCGCCCUACGCCAUCCCAACACCGCCCUCUUUUGGAUGCUCGGCAUAGCUUGCUUAGCUGGGAUUGAAAUGGAUGGAUGGAUGGAUGGAUGGAUUGGCAAGUGGUGUGUGGGUGAUGGGUCUGUCGAGGGAUGUUAUGCCUUUUUGCUCGCUCAUUGGCCGGGGGGAUGUACAGAUAGACAGACAGACAGCAUGAUGGACGGGAGCCGUGUACGUGUGUAUGUGUGUGUGGUGUGCUGUGAUGUGGGGUAGCGGAUUUUUCCGGGCGUGUGUGUGUCGUGCGUGCGGCGGCGUGGGUGUGGG